Messenger RNA from Vitrella brassicaformis, 2830 nucleotides. The record is from the annotation of a GenBank genome assembly. NCBI's taxonomy places the organism in Eukaryota, Vitrellaceae.
ACGAGAAUGCACACACCACAGCCGGCCCGUGUGUGUGUCGAGAUGGGUCAGAUCACCAGUAGGGGUCUUUGUUGUCAUCCCACGGCGGGAAACCGCCGUCGUCUUCGGGCUGACUCGGACUCAGCGGCAGCCCCUGGAGGGCCGCCGGGCUGUGGGAGGAAAGGAAGGCGCAAAGAGCCCAUCCAUCCAUCCAGCGAGUACAGAUGAGCGUGCCCCUUUCUGUCUCUCUGUUAGCGUACGUGUCAAGUGUUUGGUUCGCACUGAAGGGUACCGGUCGUGUUGUGACGGGUUGGGCGAGGACGGCAGGCUGCUGGCCGGGGCUGCGGUGGGAUGUUGCCGCCCAUCGCGGCCGACCCACGCUCACACUCCCGCCGACAAAACGCUGCGGCACUUCGUAGACCACUGGGGGCGGUAAGGCCUCGGCGAGAGUUACACCACACUGAAUGAAUGGACCAAGACAGACAGAUCGAUGGAUGCACCUCCCUCUUCGUCUGGCUUGACACACCCACCUCGAGAAAAGCCAUUUGUGACGAGAGCGUGAUGGUGUGCUGGAUCAUAGAGGGAUCUAUCUGCUGGGCCAACAGGUUGGCGAGCGUCUGCCGUGCGUGGGGGGACAGCAGCGGCACCACCGUGUUGAUGAAGGCACCCACAUCGUCGUCGGUGCAGACACCCGUUUGGGUAAACAGCCGCCUGGGCCGCUCGAGCAUUGCCGACAUCGACGUAGCGAUGUGCUGCGAGCAGUACUCGUCCAGCUCAAUGCCCGCCUUGCAAAAUGCCGCCAAAGCUUUCACAGGCGGACACACGCAUAUGAGUGCAGAGAGAGAGAUGACAUAGUGCCAUUACUUGCAAAUGGCCUGAAUGGGGUGCCGGCGAGGAUGCCGACCAGCAGCCUACGAUCAUAGUCCGUAACUGACCUGAACGAAGACAUCGACGGCGCUUUCACACACAGUGUCAGGGAGAUCCGAGGAGGGCCCUUUCGGUCUUUGAUUCUCUCCCCUCGGCGACUUACUUUGCGAAUUGCGUAAUCUCCUCCCACUUGGUCUCCAUGAUGCACUGGCGCAGGUAACGACAAGCCAUUGUGCGGAAGGGGUAUGAGCAGAAGAAAACAUUGACCUUGACCUCCUUAAGCGGCACCUCCCCAACUCCCGCCUCUGCAAGCUGCUCGAUCGACAGCGUGUUGCCACACAUGUGGAGCGGCAGGUUACUGCCCAGGAAGGUAACUCCAUAUUCGUGGCCCCCGUGAGCCGCUGGGCCACGAAGCCACCCCGUCGGCUUUGACAGCACCGCCACCUCUUGCCGUCCCUGUCCUUGCUGGUCUCCCUCCUUGUCCACCCCAAUUUUCACCCAAGCAUUAAAGCAGGCACACGCGGAUGGCAGAGAGGCCUCUGUAGCGGUCGCCGAUAGGCAGAGCUGGAACCUGGUCGCCUCGUGCAGCAGCCGCUCGGCCACGAAGGGAGGUUGAUUGGGGUGGUUGGGGUCUGCAGGGGGUGAGAGGCAGACGGUAGCACUGACGGACAUCCCGGGCAGGAUGCUCCGGCUGCAUGUGCAGAGAGUGUCCGUGCACUCGCAGGUGGGUACGACGGGGAUAGCAGGUGAAGUGGCGAAGGGGUAGGCCACCUGCUGCUUCGAAUAGCAUGCCAGAUCCUUGCGGUCGAAAAUGACACCUGCAGGCAACACAAAACAAUGAGCAGACAGCCUGUCUGAGUGUCGUGCUUGCUUCUUUCCCGCACCGACCGAUGGCGUCAGGAAGCUCUUGUGUGUUGGUCGAUACGAUGAGGAAGUUCGCCAACUGCUCUGCCGAGGCCUGCAUAUGGCCGCAGGCGAGAUGUCGGCAGAGGUAGCUGACCAGCACCAUCACUGCAGCACACACGCAGCAGCGAUGAACGACCUGACCUGUCUGUCGCGCACUUCUUAAGUAGGUAUGUGUACCUGCUCUCAUUGCGAUAGGAUCGUCUCCGUCCCAGAAGGGCUGGAUGAGGUCGGGGUUCUGCAGCAGAAGGCUCGACACAGCCGCAGGCCACUGGUCACACGCCCGCUGAAGCGACGAACUUCGCCACCACAGUAUGCCCAAUGGACCGGAUGAGCUCAAUUGCGAACAGCGGAUCAUCUAUCCAGUCGCGACGCACCAUCUGUCCAUGACACCACACACACGACGUGGCAUCUCGUUGGUCCCAUCUCUCUCCUUCCCUUCUCCCUCUAUGACCUUCCUCUCGAGUUUGCGAAGCAUCAUGGCGCUCACGCCGCUGUGGAAGUACUCGAGGGCCUCGAGCACGGAGAGAAAGUUCUCCUUCGUCAGGGCAUUGAACAUAGCACUUUCCUUCUGCAAGACCAAUCGAGCUGUUACGAGGUCCACCUCCUUAAUCACGAUGCGAUGCGACUUGGACUCGCCGAAAUUCGCCUCUUGAAGUAUCUGACGAGGACGGUGAUGCACACAAGACACACAGGCAGCUGCUCGGUUGGUUGCCUGUGUGGGUCCCUCUCUGACUCAUGCCAUACCGGUGUGAAGUGUGCGAAUGUCAUGAGGAGGUCCCGCUUGAUGUGCAGCGUCUGGUCAGCGCCCACAUUCGUGCUGCCUUCAUCCUCCCACUCAUUGACGAACACCAACUCGACAGAGGGGCUCAGGAGAGGACCGGAUGUGGUCAUGAUGGGUGAGGGCUGAGGGAUAGGGCCUGCCUGGUGCUCCGCAUCAGCCCUCUGGCUGCCUGAAUCAUCAAGAGGAAGAAACAAAAGCAUCAAUUGUUCGUUUUUCACUCAUUGGAGGAAUCGCCUAUGAUGACUUACCCUCAGUGGACAUACUAAGAGGACGCCAACGCCCCUUUGUGGCCCUCUG